AUGGUGUACACAACCUGCAAGGAUUGGUCAAGAAAAUUGAAUGAUGCUUUGUGGGCUUACCGGAUGGCUUAUAAGACUCCUAUUAGCAUGUCUCUUUAUAAACUUGUUUGUGUAAAGCCUUGCCAUCUUUCGGUGGAGCUAGAACAUAAGGAUUUGUGGGCAAUCAAAAAGCUUAAUCUUGACCUUGAUAAGGCCGGUGAGAACCAUUUACUCCAAUUGAAUGAGUUGGAGGAGUUGAGACAUAAUGCCUAUAACAAUGCUAAAUUCUAUAAAGAAAGGACCAAAGCUUUUCAUGAUAAACAUAUUGUGAAGAAGUCCUUACGGCCCUGGGAAAAUGCAUGGCUCUUCAACUCUAGACUAAAACUCUUUCCCGGGAAACUUGACACCUAA
Molecule: messenger RNA, 390 nt
Organism: Cornus florida
Lineage: Eukaryota; Viridiplantae; Streptophyta; Magnoliopsida; Cornales; Cornaceae
Exons: 1
Coding region: 1-390 (129 amino acids)
Source: RefSeq, a predicted model, not a curated record